AUGGCUCUCUCCUGCUAUGUAUUCGCCGCUCGAAUCCUUGUGGUUGACACGUGUAUAUUGAUGUUACUGGUCGGCUGCACGCAUGCCGCCGAACCUACGGCAAAUACAAACAAAGCCGGCAGCGAAGUCGACACCAUCGCCUACAAGUACAUUGCAGAGGAGUCUGUUCUUAUGUAUUACGAGCACGGCGUCAAUAUUACCUGGCCAGUCUAUAAAGCAGCGACUAUCGAGCAAGGUGAAGGUGACGUCAUUUUAGGUGGCUUGUUCAUGGCCCAUGAACGCCACGAAGUCUACGUCUGUGGCAGCAUAUUAGAACAGCCCGGUAUCCAGGCAUUGGAGGCUAUGCUGUAUACGGUCGACCGUAUAAACAUGAACGACACCUUUCUACCUGGUUUUAGACUCGGAGUACAUGCUCUGGAUGACUGUGACAAAGACACAUACGGGCUUGAACAGUCCGUCGACUUUAUUCGAGGAUCCAUCAGUAACAUUGGCGGCACUGAGAUAACUUGCCGGGACAAUUCCAUCCCCGUAGUGAACUACAAACAGAUCACUGGCGUGGUGGGUGCGGCGUCCAGCAUUAAUUCCAUACAGACCGCAAACUUGCUAAAGCUGUUCAAAAUUCCGCAGAUUAGUUACUGGUCAACAAGUCCCGAUUUGAGUAAUAGGGAACGCUUCGAGUAUUUUUCCCGAACAGUUCCGUCUGACUUUUACCAAGCCGGGGCGAUGAUUGAAAUUAUUCUCCACUUCAACUGGACGUACAUUUCAAUUGUGCACGAGGAUUCCAACUACGGAGUACAGGGCAUAUCUGCGUUUACUGAGCUGGCCAGAGAAUAUGGCAUAUGUAUUGCACUGACUGAGAAGUUUCCAAAAGACCAGGGUCAAGGAAACGAAGACACGUACGACAAAAUUGUGAAGAAUUUGUUAGAGAAACAAAGCGCCAGAGUUGUCAUAGUGUAUGGAUCGGAGCAGGAUGCUGCUGGCCUCAUGGGAGCAGCCAAGAAAAUGAAAGGUCCUGGACACUUUGUAUGGGUGGGAAGUGAUGGAUGGAGUAAUAGACAACUGCCCGCAGAACAAGGCAAAGAGAGUAUACUAGAGGGCGCUAUUACGGUUCAACCAUUAGCAGAACCAAUUCAAGGUUUCGACGACUAUUUCCUAGGCCUAGAUCCAAACGACAACGAACGCAAUCCGUGGUUCCAAGAGUUCUGGGAAACGCAUUUCAAAUGCAUGCUUCCAAACUCAACAAUAACACCGAAUAAUGUUGGCUUUAGAGGCAAAGAAUGCACCGGUGACGAGAAGUUGCAAAAGGGGAAAGACUACGAACAGGACGGGCAGCUACAGUUCGUAGCGGACGCUGUGUUGGCGUUCGCGUACGCUCUUAAGGACAUGCACGCCGAUAAAUGCGGCGGUUUAGGGCUUUGCAAAAAAAUGCAACCAAUAAAAGGCAAUGAACUAUUGGAGUACUUACGGAAGGUGUCCUUCAGUGGAAUUACUGGUGACACCUUUGAGUUUAUGAAAGGAGGAGAUGGCCCGGCUAGGUAUAAAAUAAUGAACUACCAGCAAAAGCAACCAGGCAAAUACGGUUAUGUGGAUGCAGGUCAGUAUGCAGACCACACUCUUGAACUGGACCUGUCUGUCUUACAGUAUCGUUUGGAGGAACCCGACUAUCCCCAGUCUAUAUGCAGUCUACCUUGCGGUCCAGGAGAAAAAAUGUCAAUGAUAGAAGGGGAAAAAUGUUGUUGGGUUUGUGUGCCGUGUGGAAAAUAUGCUUAUCUUGAAGACGAUCUGACAUGCGCAGAGUGUCCUGACGGAACCCUGCCCAACGAGACUCUAACAGGAUGUUUUGAGAUCGAGGCUGUGCACAUGGAAUACAGCAGUGUAUGGGCUAUAUCUUCGAUAGCCUUCGCAACCAUCGGCAUUAUGCUGACUACUGCCACGGUAGUAUUAUUCAUCAGGUAUAACGACACACCCGUGGUGAAAGCAUCCGGGCGCGAACUAAGCUACGUACUAUUACUCGGCGUAUUCCUCUGUUUCUGCAUGACGUUUCUGAUGAUCACCAAACCAAAUGACAUUAUCUGCGGUGCUCAGAAAUUCAUGAUCGGCAUCGCCUUUGCCACCUGUUACGCUGCGCUCAUGAUUAAAACAAACCGAAUCGCGAGAAUUUUCAACAGCGGGAAAACCUCAGCGAAGAGACCGAGCUAUAUUAGUCCGCAAUCGCAGUUGGUUUUCACUGCCGUGCUGGUUAGUAUACAGGUGGUCAUAUCGUCAGCGUUCAUUGUAGCGUCACCUCCGAAAGCUAUACGUCACUACCCAACGAGGGAUGAAGCGCAACUUGUCUGCCGAGCCACAGUGGACACUUCGUAUAUGCUCGGACUUGCUUAUCCAAUAUUUCUGAUGGUUCUUUGUACUCUAUACGCCAUAAAAACUCGUAAAAUCCCGGAAGCAUUUAACGAAGCCAAGUUUAUUGGCUUCACUAUGUACACUACGUGUAUCAUAUGGCUAGCGUUUAUACCUAUUUACCUUACCACAGCCAAUAACAUACAAGUUCGAAUAACAACAACAUCAUUUGCCAUCAGUCUGAGUGGCUUUGUUGUAUUAGCGUGUCUUUUUUCACCAAAAGUCUACAUAGUUGUUUUCCGACCCGAACGAAAUAAACCCCAGUCAAAGAUGCUGACAAACAAGAGGAAAACGCCUCAGGCAAGGCCAAGUUCAUCCUGCAAUACGUCAUCAGGGGCAACUUGUACAGAAAGUAAGAGCAUGCUCUAA
Messenger RNA from Saccoglossus kowalevskii, 2763 nucleotides. Its product is annotated as metabotropic glutamate receptor 8-like. Gene Ontology annotation, molecular function: G protein-coupled receptor activity. The record is from RefSeq and is a predicted model, not a curated record. Gene Ontology annotation, cellular component: membrane. Lineage: Eukaryota; Metazoa; Hemichordata; Enteropneusta; Harrimaniidae. Gene Ontology annotation, biological process: G protein-coupled receptor signaling pathway.